AUGAGAACUAAAAGUCAUAAUAAGACCAAAUCUUUACACACUGUUUUAGAAGUUUCAAAUACUAAAACAUUUUUUAUAAGUCGAAUCACAUAAAGAUCAAAUAUUAAAAGUAUCAUUCCUCCAUUAACACUACCUUAAAUGACUUAGAUUUAGAUUCCACCUACUUUAACUGGAAGAGUUGUAGCAAGAAAAGUGAUUAAGGCUACUUAAUUAAAAACUUAAGAGAGUGUUCCUGAGAAUGAGAUUAAAUAAUAACAAUCAAUAUUCAAAUUAGUAGCAUCUGCUGAAUUUAAAAAUAUCAUUACCGAAGAGAAAUCAAAGAAAGAAGAUGAUAAAAAUUUUACUUUAGAUGGUCCUUUACAAUUUAAAAAAGAAUGGAGAAGAAAAAUCUUUAUAAGGAAUCAUAAUUUAUAAGACUCUUAUUGUUAAAUAAAUGAUAAUCUGAAUAUCUAAAUGUUUCUAAAAAAGAUUAGAUAAAUUAUUACUACCAGUCAUAUAUAACAUGAUGAUAUUCAUACAAAUGAGAAUAGUUUUUUGUCAGAUAAGUUCAAAACAUAAAUGACAAGUCCUAGAUUUACAUUUACUAAUCAUCUUUCUACGAUUUAGUUUUAAAACUAGGCAACUUAGUUGUAGAAGGCAGGAACAAUUGUAUCUCAAGUUUUAGAGGCUAUUGAAGAGAAAAAAGCUGAAAUUCUUCAACCAUUACCAUAAAAUAAUCGUAGAAAAUUAACUAUAUCUGUAUGUAGUCCAGAAAACUAAAUUGGAAUAUACUCUUUUAGUAUACCAGAUUAUGGAUAACGAUUAUAAGAAUAAGAUGAAAUUUAAGAAUAUACAGACAAACCUAAACAUGUCUUGAAGUAAGCUUUGUAAUUUGUAAGUAAUUACAAUUUUAUUGUAGAUCUCUUCAUAACCUAAGAAAAUGACAACAAAGUUUUCUAAAUCUAUUUUGAAGAUUGUUGGAGUAACAGAAGAAGAGAAUUAAUAAGAAGAUGUUCAUCAAUAUUAUAAUAUAUAAAAAGUAAUUAUUUUAUGAAGUAAGACUAGAAGGUUCAUGAAAAUGUAUUUACAAAAUAAAAUGUCUCGUACAUUCACUAAAUUAGAGGAGAAUAUCCUAUUACAUUUAUAAUUAAUAUAAGAGAAAAGAGGUUCAAUUUCUUUUUCAAAACCAAAUGAAAGUCAAUAAUCUAGCAGAGUCUAUUCUUGGUGUACUAAUCCUGCUAAUAGUAAUCAUGAAUCACUUUCAAAUCCAACAUUCUAAAUAGAAAUUGAAUCUAAUCGUUUCCUAUUAUCUUAAAUCUAUUAAUAUGAUUAUUCAUUUGAUAAUUCAGAAUAUGAUAAUCAAAGUUUUAGUAGCAGUGAUAAUCAAUUUUAAGAUAUGUUGUAAUGUUAAUCUUAAAUUAAAAUUGUUAAUCUAAGAAAUCAUAUUUAAUUUAUUAUAAAUAGUUUAGAUUGUGUAGAUAGAAAUAUGAUGUUACAUGAUCCUAAUUUCCUAAAUGAUACAUAAUUUUUUAAUGAUAGAAUUAAUCCUAUUCUAAAUGAUGAUCAAUUAAUAAGAAAUAUUAAUUCUUUAAUGAGAUUUCUUAAAAGAAAAGAUUAAAUUAAAGUUUCAAAAUUUAGAUUUCUUCAAUAUAAUAGUAUUUUAACAGGAGAAUUUGAAGAUCAACAUGAAAUCAAUAAUUUAACAACUGAUUAUGGUUUAAUUGAAGUAGAAUCUGAAGAUCAAUAAUAAAAAAGACAAUCUACUAUUAAAAUUGAUAUAGCUAAAAUGUUUAUCAAAGCUGCUAAACCAAUUUAGAAAAAGAAAUCCAAUCAAGAUUAAUCUCCAUCUAGUGAAAGAUCAAAUUAAAAGAAUAAUUCUAAAAUUAUAUCAUCUCCUCGUCAUCAAACUAUAAAUUAAUAGAAUAAACCUGUUAAACUAUUAUUAGAAGCUACUUCAAGUCAAACAAGUGUUUUAAGAAGAAGAAGUGAUUCUCCAUAAGAAGAUAAUAGUAUUAAAGAAAAUAGUAAUAAUACUAGUUAAUCUAAUAAAAUGAAAGCUACUACUACUUAAACUAUUUAAAAUACUACAGCUCCUAUCUCAUAAAAAGAAGAUUUAAUUAAACAAAAUCCUACUAAAAGUCAAGAAAGAAGAAAUGCUGUUAUGAUAUCUUCAAUGACUAAACACUCUUUAUAAAUGAGAACAUAAAUUACUGAAGCUCGUAGAAGAUAAUCUAUUCCUAUUAUAGAUAUUGCUAAAUUAUUAAUAGAAGAAUAAAAAUUAUCUGAAGUAUAUAUUUUAAAUAUUAUUUAAUAGUUAGAAGAACUCUUUGUAAAUAAUCCUAAUCUAUCUAUCAAUUAAAGAUUAAAAGAUGGAAAUACUUAUUUGAUUAUUGCAGCCUAAACUGGAAAUGUAGAAAUAGUUGAAUUACUUUUAAACAAGGGAUCCUUUGUAAAUGUGUAAAAUGUAUUUUUUUAUCUAUUAUCCUUUAAGAAUGAUGGUGAUACUGCUUUGCAUAAAGCAAUUGCAUAUAAUUACUUUAAUAUUGCUGAUAUCUUGAUUUCUUAGGGGGCUUUAAACUUGAGAAAUAAAGAAGGUUUUACUCCUUGGCAAUUUGUAUAAUGA
Paramecium pentaurelia is the source of this 2602-nucleotide messenger RNA. NCBI's taxonomy places the organism in Eukaryota, Ciliophora, Oligohymenophorea, Peniculida, Parameciidae. The record is from the annotation of a GenBank genome assembly.